Messenger RNA from Trichosporon asahii var. asahii CBS 2479, 360 nucleotides. RefSeq lists its product as uncharacterized. The record is from RefSeq and is a predicted model, not a curated record. The transcript has 2 exons. Bases 1 to 360 code for a protein of 119 amino acids. NCBI's taxonomy places the organism in Eukaryota, Fungi, Basidiomycota, Tremellomycetes, Trichosporonales, Trichosporonaceae.
AUGCUCAACAACUUCCGCUUCUUCGCUGCCCUCUGCCUCUUCCUCGGACUGCAGGCUCUGGCUCUCCGUAUCACCAGCCCCGCGCGCGACGCUCAGUGGAAGACGGGAAACCGCGAGACUGUCUCUUGGGAAGACGGACCCGGCGGCAAGCUCACCUUCCAGCUACAGGUGGUCAACAAGGCGCAGUUCAUCUACUAUGACAUCUUCUCUGGCGACUUUGGCGCGGGCAACGGCCAGUUCGCAUACAAGCCUACGACCAAGGACGCGCAGACUGCCGAGUGGGCCGGCACUUAUCUUCGAGUCAUCGAUGGAAGUGGUAAGGAGCUUGCCGUGUCUGAGCGAUUCGACAUCAAGCUGUAA